Messenger RNA from Periconia digitata, 398 nucleotides. NCBI's taxonomy places the organism in Eukaryota, Fungi, Ascomycota, Dothideomycetes, Pleosporales, Periconiaceae. The record is from the annotation of a GenBank genome assembly.
CGAUGCAGGAACAGAACCUCCCUAAGAACCCCGCAGAAGCAGAUGAAGAAGAAGAAAUGCUGAAAGCGCAAUGCCACUGCGGCGGCGUAUCUUUUUCCAUCCUCCGGCCUCUACCCCCAUCUUCUUCGCCCUCAUCACCAACAAGAACGCGCGGAGAAAACGAGCCAAAAUCAGACAUCCUUCCACCAUCCCUAACCCCCCAAAACCCAUCAAAAUGGUUCGCCCUCCUCGACGUCUGCAAUACAUGCCGCCUCACCUCAGGCUGCGCAGUAGCAGCAUGGUGUUUCCCACUAGCGUCACCCCUUCACAACCCUCUUCGGCACCCUGAAACAAUACUCUUCUACCCCUGGAGUACGGCGUACUUUUUGCGGGAAAUGCGGCGCGACGGUGUCGUAUGA